AUGAAGGACGUCAACUACCUAUUUGGCAGAUUAUACCAGCGGUUAGCAAAACCACAACGACUCCAAAGCCCCUGGUUAAUAGCUCCUCGUUCCAUCAAUCCCUCCGGUAUCUGCCCUCAUCGGCCGAACCGAAUCGAACGGGGGGCCAGCGACCAAAACAACAUACGCAAACACUGCUUCAUUGCAUUCGCAAUCGCCGCCGCGAUGGAGGGAGAUGCUGCCUCCAAGUUUUCAGUGCUCCCUCCGGCCAUUUGCCAAGCUGAGAUACCCUUUCAUGAAGAAGGUUACCCCAUCGAUGCCGUAAAGCUAACACUUCUCAACAUCAGCAUGAAUCUCGUCGCCAUCGACACCAAUUCUGUCCUCUGGAAGAGCGAGAAGCCCGUUUCCUGGAAAAUCAGCCUGGCAAUGCUCCUUAACCGUCUCGAGAUGGGAAAGUUGUCUCCAAGCCCUCUUCGCCCUUCAGUCCAGAAUGCAAACGCCGCCGCCGCCGCCGCUGGAGGCAUCAACCCUCACAAUAACAACAAUACCAACAACACCCACAAUACCAGCCACUACAAUACCAACCACCCCCAUCACCACCAUCCCUCUCCCCUCACCCCAGCCCCCACCCUCGCCAUGACCCGCACCGGCAAAUCCGCCAAAAACCGUCCCCUCGAAGACUUCGAAGACCUGUACUACUCCUCCCUCGCCUCCAUCCGCGACAUGCACCAGCACCUCCGCAUCCGUCUCGACAACAACUUCGCGCAGCCCUCCACGCCCGUCUGCACGCUCGUCAUCACGGAGACGCACGCCAACCACGUCUUCACCAUCGCCGACACCCUUCCCCUCCUGCACGCCCACUGGGCCACCCUCAACGACCCGCUGCUCGUCAAGCCCCUCGACGCCGCGAUCCGCCGCGCCCGCGUCAAGUGCAUGCACCUCGAGCUCAUCCAGCGCGGCGGCGGCAGCGACGCCGCCACCAUGGACGACGUCGCGGAGACGCUGUAUGGCGAGGAGGAGUACGAGGAGACGCCGGGCCUCGCGUGGGUCGGCGGCUGGGCGAGCAGCAUGAUCGCCGCGUGGAUGGAGGAGAGGUACCGUGGGGUUUUGCCUCCUGCCCCUCCUGUGCAGGAAGAACAGCAGGAGCAGCAGGAGCAGCAGGAGCAGCAGCAGCGUGCUCAGUCCCAAGACCAGAACCAGCAUCAGAAUCAGCAACAGCAAGGUCGCCGUGACGAAGCCGGUCCACCACCAGCCCAACAGCCCACUUUCAACGACGCUGGUCCAUUCAAGCAGCCCACUUUCGACGAGGCCUGCGACGCCGUCCGGCGGAGCCUAACCCGAGGAGGAGGAGGAGGAGAACCCCAACACCAGCACGACUACGACUACGAAACCAUGAAGCGCAAGCGCCAGACCGAAGGGUUCCUCGACCAGCAGUACCAGCUCCGCGAGGAGCAGCUUCGCACCGCUGGAGAGGCGCUGGCGAGGCGCUGGGGCACGCAGAAGGACAACGCGGAGUGGGCGAUGCGUGCGGAGCGUGUCAGGAGCUAUCAGGACUACCUCUGGGCCAUGGUCAACCGCCACGAGGGCGGCGCCGUAGGAGGAGCACGCGCACCUGUUGGAAUUUGGGGUGGCGGCGGCUCGGUAGGUGGAGGUUCGGUGGUGGGCGGUACCGAUGGAGGUCAUGGAGGUGCUACAGCGCCAGGAAUGGCGGGCAGGAUGAGUUGGGAUUUCGUAUAGGUGGGCUCCAAGCUUGGGCUCAUGCUUGUGAGAGAUUGGACGACGUCGUCAACCCUUCCUUUCGCUCGCUCUUGGGCCUUCACUCGAUAUUCCUGGCUUGCAUCUCUCGGUACACGGUGGGGGGGAACAAAUUGGGCCUUGAACUUGGGAACUUGGUUAAACGGCCUUUACUUAUGGAUUUCACGAAUGGAUGACUGGCGUAACGGAUGACUGGCGUAACGGAUUAACGGAUCAACGAAUGAAUGACUGGGACGAACUACCUUUCAAUGAACCUGGAGAAUGGCAUGCCAUGGCAUGUCAUGGAUACCUUCAAUGACAUUGGAAACAUACG
Aaosphaeria arxii CBS 175.79 is the source of this 2047-nucleotide messenger RNA. RefSeq lists its product as uncharacterized. Lineage: Eukaryota; Fungi; Ascomycota; Dothideomycetes; Pleosporales. The coding region runs from base 1 to 1716 and encodes 571 amino acids. The record is from RefSeq and is a predicted model, not a curated record. The transcript is spliced from 2 exons.